GGCAUCCUUGCAGAAGGACGGGUUGCCUACAAACGGUCUCAUUACUUCCCAGUGACCAUUGUCAAUUACAAGAUAAAAACUCCCACGGUUUAUAAAGGUUUGGACGGUGGCGUACGCACGCAGAACUCAUCUGAGUCCAUUUGCACUACUCGCGCGGACUGUUGUGUUUGAGGAACAUUACUUAUCCCAACAUGAGAUACCAUUACCUACUGUCGCUGCUAGCUGCAGUGUCCACGUAUGCAGCUCCUGAAAACUUAACAGAGCAAAAGAAAUCUGUUGUACCUAGACAAGUAAAAGGAGCCAGCGAUGAUCUCAAAACAUCAAGCAGUUCUUAUUCACAUCAGUACUCAAACUGGGGUGGAGACUAUCCCGGCGGUUACGGAUUUUCUGUCACAGGAGUCGGAACAAUAGACGAUAGGAGAGAUUUUGACCCCAGUUACAAUACAUUAGGUGGUUACGAUGCAAGUAGCUCAUUUAAGAGCACCGGCUAUGGCAACGCCGGUUACGGCGCAACAGGGUACGGUGGCAAUUUAGGGUCACAAGGGUAUGGACAAAGUGGAUAUGGAGGUUAUAGCCAAAGCGGUUAUGGAGCAAAUAGACCACCAAUCGGUUAUGGUACAAGCGGUUUUGGCACAAGUGGCUUGGAUAAUACUGGCGGUUAUUUCAGCAGUGCAGGAUACGGCGGUGGCAAUGGCGGAUAUGGUGGAUAUGGCGGUAAUGGUGGACUGACCUCAUAUUACGGUUAUAACAAUCCAUAUUACCAAGGCGCUGGACAUCUCGGAUACGGUUACCAUAGUAAAAAGCUUGGAUAUGGUAACAUCUACAAUAAUGGCAUCACACCAAGUUUAGUUACAGGUUAUAGAGGUUAUUCACGAAGAUAAUAUUUAAUCAUUAUAUCGGUAAAUUCUAACGUUGACAAUUCAAGAUGUCAUCCUAACCAAAAUAUAGACAUUCUAACUUUAGUACAAAACUCUCACAUGCCUCAGGAAUAUGUACCUACAUAAUUAUAAUUAUUUUAGAAUAUCAAUUAUUAUGGAAUUCAAUAUUAUAUUUUACAAUCCUGUAAAAUUAAUUCCCGAGUCCAUUAUGUGAAAAAAUUUAUAUUUGCCUUCUUUAUACUUACUAUUCUGUAGUGCACUUUGUUAUUGCUAAACCAAAGAUUUAACCAAUGUUUAAGUUAUUUUUACCGUGUCGCAUUUGUUAACUCUGUUAUAGAUUUUAAUAUAGUUCAAAUUAUAAUAAGUAUUCUUAAAACAUAUGUAAUUAGAUUGCUAUUAAUAAAUAAUAAUUAACAAAAAUGUGAGUGGUUGAUGAAUAAAAACAACUAUUAAU
Molecule: messenger RNA, 1332 nt
Organism: Bicyclus anynana (squinting bush brown)
Lineage: Eukaryota; Metazoa; Arthropoda; Insecta; Lepidoptera; Nymphalidae
Exons: 3
Coding region: 192-881 (229 amino acids)
Source: RefSeq, a predicted model, not a curated record